This is a messenger RNA of Ceutorhynchus assimilis (cabbage seed weevil), 1868 nucleotides long. Lineage: Eukaryota; Metazoa; Arthropoda; Insecta; Coleoptera; Curculionidae. The record is from the annotation of a GenBank genome assembly.
CCGGCAGCGGCCAUUUUUCCACAUUAAAGCUAGUCGCAUCGAACAAGCGUUUGUGUUUUCUAUAAAUAAAUUUAAAUUUUUACAAAUAAAAAUGAGGGAAAUCGUACACAUUCAAGCCGGUCAGUGCGGAAACCAGAUUGGAGCCAAGUUCUGGGAAAUCAUCUCUGAUGAACACGGUAUCGACCCCACCGGAGCAUACCACGGAGACUCAGACCUCCAACUCGAAAGAAUAAACGUCUACUACAAUGAAGCAUCUGGAGGUAAAUACGUACCUCGUGCCAUCCUGGUCGAUUUGGAACCAGGUACCAUGGACUCUGUCAGAUCUGGACCUUUCGGACAAAUCUUCAGACCAGACAACUUUGUGUUUGGACAAUCCGGAGCAGGCAACAACUGGGCUAAAGGUCAUUACACGGAAGGAGCAGAAUUAGUAGACUCAGUAUUAGAUGUUGUAAGGAAAGAAGCAGAGUCUUGUGAUUGUUUACAAGGGUUCCAACUUACACACUCCCUUGGUGGUGGUACUGGCUCCGGUAUGGGUACUCUUUUAAUUUCAAAGAUCCGCGAAGAAUACCCUGACAGAAUUAUGAACACAUACUCAGUCGUCCCCUCUCCCAAAGUAUCUGACACAGUUGUAGAACCAUACAACGCAACACUCUCCGUACAUCAACUUGUAGAAAACACAGACGAAACUUACUGUAUUGAUAACGAAGCUCUCUACGACAUCUGCUUUAGGACAUUGAAACUCACCACCCCCACAUAUGGAGAUUUGAACCAUCUUGUAUCUCUUACAAUGUCUGGAGUAACCACCUGUCUUAGAUUCCCUGGUCAAUUGAAUGCUGACCUUAGAAAAUUGGCUGUAAACAUGGUACCAUUCCCACGUCUCCACUUCUUUAUGCCCGGCUUUGCACCAUUAACUUCCAGAGGCAGUCAACAAUACAGAGCUUUGACAGUACCAGAACUUACCCAACAAAUGUUUGACGCCAAAAACAUGAUGGCAGCUUGUGAUCCAAGACACGGACGUUACCUUACAGUCGCCGCAGUAUUCAGAGGAAGAAUGUCAAUGAAAGAAGUAGACGAACAAAUGUUGAACAUCCAAAACAAAAACAGCAGCUACUUCGUAGAAUGGAUCCCUAACAACGUUAAGACUGCCGUUUGUGACAUUCCACCUAGAGGACUUAAGAUGUCGGCUACCUUUAUUGGUAACUCUACCGCCAUCCAAGAGUUAUUCAAACGUAUUUCUGAACAGUUCACUGCUAUGUUCAGGCGUAAGGCUUUCUUGCAUUGGUACACCGGAGAAGGUAUGGACGAGAUGGAAUUCACUGAAGCUGAAUCCAACAUGAACGAUUUGGUAUCCGAAUACCAACAGUACCAAGAAGCCACCGCUGACGAAGACGCUGAAUUCGAUGAAGAUCAAGAAGCAGAAGUUGACGAAAACUAAAUUAAGUCACACAGCAUCUUUUAUUUUUUCACUUAUAAUUUUUUUUUUUCGCAUGUUACUGUGGACGUUUCCAAUAAUUAUUUAUUUCGAAUAUUUUGUUUGUUCAAGACUGAGUCCGAUGUUUAAUUUAGAGUCCAAAAUGUUUUUCUAUAAUAUCUGUAUUUUGUGUUUUCUGAAAUAAGCAUUGAAACUAGAACUGCCAUCUUGUGUAAGUAAUCCUUUUUUUUUCUGUUUGUCACAUGCGAAUUGUAUUAAUUAACCCCUUCCCCCCUCACCAAAACUUUUUUUUGUUUCCCGUCCAAAGUUGAAUUGUUUAGCUUUUAAUUAAUUUAAAAAAAAAAAAAUAACGUUGGCAGAUUUACCGAUUUUUUUAUUACCAAACCUCGUUUCAAAGCUUUUAAAACCAAAAUUAAAGAUUUUUCUAUAUAAUAUU